GCCCUACCCGUGCCGCAAUUUAUGGUCAUGGCUGUCAAUCACCGGGUCCCAGACGGUAAUUACUCGCCGACGCCCGGUGAUUUCCGUAGAUCUCCGAUGGGGAGGAGGACUGUUUUGUUUACUAACAGUUCUCCUCCCUCUCAGUUGUGCACAGCCAUCCAGAGCAGUAUGAUUACAGUGAAGCACCAACACACCGCCCCCCAGUAAAACACUCCCAGUACACAGUUACCCCUUUAAUCGCCCCUUAUGUUAACCCCUUCCUGCCCAGUGCCAUUAGUACCGUGUCAGUGCUUUUUGUAGCACUGAUCACUGUAUUGGUGUCACUGGGGAUGUCAGUGACACCAAGUCAGUUCCCCCCAAUGUCAGAAUGCCCGCCGCUGUCUCGCAAUAAGUUGCUG
Molecule: messenger RNA, 398 nt
Organism: Staurois parvus
Lineage: Eukaryota; Metazoa; Chordata; Amphibia; Anura; Ranidae
Source: the annotation of a GenBank genome assembly